Molecule: messenger RNA, 1530 nt
Organism: Microstroma glucosiphilum
Lineage: Eukaryota; Fungi; Basidiomycota; Exobasidiomycetes; Microstromatales; Microstromataceae
Exons: 2
Coding region: 108-1412 (434 amino acids)
Biological process (GO): protein secretion; Golgi organization
Cellular component (GO): Golgi apparatus
Source: RefSeq, a predicted model, not a curated record
UUUUCAUGCCACCAGGACUGCAAGAGCUCACGAGGUACUCACACUCCAUCUAUAGCUACAAAAGGUCCCAAUCAAGAUCGUUGCAGCGAGGCGCUUGAGCAGCGAGGAUGUGCUGCAUCUUCUUCACCCUUGGCGGCCACGAUCAUCACCUCAUCCUCGCCUCGAAUAGAGAUGAGUAUCUGCAGCGUCCCACAUCUUCUGCAGCCUUCCACUCCUUCCCCUCUCCCUCCACUUUCGUCUCCUCCUCCGCUCCGGCGGGCACAUCAGCAAUCUCCCCUCAGCUCUCCUCCACGCCCUCCGCCACUCACCCCAUUCUGAGCGGGAUCGAUGCCGACCUCUCUGGCGGCGGUACCUGGCUGGGCGUCCACGUCCUCUCGGGAAGAUGGGCUGCCCUGACCAACUUCACCGAGCCUGCUCCACCUGCCCUCCCGCCGAAGGGCAAGCCGCACGUACUCUCGUAUCGCUCCCGUGGCGGGCUCGUGAGGGAUUGGCUCACAGCAGACGGAGGUACGGAGGAUAUGCAGAAGUACCUUGACCGGCUGGAACAAGAGAGGGACGAGUACGCCGGAUUCAAUCUUCUGAUUGGUCAGCUUCCGACGAUUACAGGGGAGAAGCGAGCUCAGCUUGCGUACGCCACCAAUCGCAAUCACAGCCAGGGUAGCGAGGCAGAGCCGGGGGAGUCGGACAGUCUACCCGGAGAGGUGCGCUUUCUUCUCCAUCCUCAUGAUGAGCACGCUUCUUCGAAAUUGGAAGGCAGCCAAACAGCUUGCCUCAGCUGCGAAGUUCCCUCUGCUAACGACCAUGACGCCAGCGACGGGUCACGAGUCUCCUCUCUGCAACCCAGCAGCCUACAAGCCGCUCCCACCAACACCAAGGUCAACGGUCUAAACUCUGGCACAAGCACAGACACAGACACCACCUCGCUCGGUCUAUCCAACUCUGUCCUCUCUGAGCCCUGGUCCAAGGUCAAGACGGGUCGGGCCGGAUUUGACGAGGCGGUGCAGCGGUACGCUUCUAGUGCUGCUGGAGCUGCUGAAGCUUCAAGCUCACGGCAGCCGGUUGGGCCAGAGUAUCAGCAAGGGGAAGGAAGGAGAGAGGCAGAAGCAGAAGAGGCCUUUAUCGAGUCCCUCUUCCAAGUGCUUGCCACGCCCGGUCUAGACCAAGUGCAAGAGCGAGCAGACCUGCGACGCACCGUCCUGGUCCCUGCAUUCAGCAUGGCGCCUCCAAAGGGCAAAGGUAAGGCGUGGUACGGGACUAGGACCUCGACGAUCCUCCUCGUGAGGAAAAGCGGGGAGGUGACAUUCGUCGAGAGGGAUGUACAUACUAUGGAUGGAGGGCGGGCAAGACUGUUGAGUGAGGAGGAGAGGCGGCACGGGCAGAGGAGGUACGACUUUAAGCUGGGGGCCCUGUAGCCCUGUAGCUUGUGCUAAAAGAUGGAAGGACAGUAUCAUUAAUUUCUAAAGAAGUUUGUCAACAAUGCUUUGACGGGGCAACGAUUCGAAUGUGAACACUCUCUGCGAUCAAAGUCGC